Messenger RNA from Euleptes europaea (tarantolino), 4756 nucleotides. RefSeq names its product regulatory associated protein of MTOR complex 1 (gene RPTOR). Gene Ontology annotation, molecular function: protein-macromolecule adaptor activity; protein binding. The coding region runs from base 4 to 4134 and encodes 1376 amino acids. Gene Ontology annotation, cellular component: TORC1 complex; cytoplasm. The transcript has 36 exons. Gene Ontology annotation, biological process: TORC1 signaling; positive regulation of protein serine/threonine kinase activity; cellular response to starvation. Lineage: Eukaryota; Metazoa; Chordata; Lepidosauria; Squamata; Sphaerodactylidae. The record is from RefSeq and is a predicted model, not a curated record.
CUGAUGGAGUCUGAGAUGCUACAGUCACCCCUUCUGGGGCUUGGGGAAGAAGACGAGUCGGACAUGACUGACUGGAAUUUGCCCCUGGCCUUCAUGAAGAAGAGGCACUGUGAGAAAAUUGAGGGCUCCAAGUCACUGGCUCAGAGUUGGCGGAUGAAAGACCGGAUGAAGACAGUUAGUGUUGCCUUAGUAUUGUGCCUAAAUGUUGGUGUUGACCCCCCUGAUGUGGUGAAGACGACUCCUUGUGCUCGCCUUGAGUGCUGGAUAGAUCCUUUGUCAAUGGGGCCACAGAAAGCUCUGGAAACCAUUGGUGCAAAUUUGCAGAAGCAGUAUGAAAACUGGCAACCAAGGGCCCGGUACAAGCAGAGCCUCGAUCCUACAGUAGAUGAAGUUAAGAAACUGUGUACCUCAUUGCGUCGAAAUGCCAAGGAAGAAAGAGUUCUUUUUCAUUACAAUGGGCAUGGUGUCCCCAGGCCAACAGUGAAUGGAGAAAUAUGGGUCUUCAACAAGAACUACACACAGUACAUCCCAUUAUCAAUAUAUGACCUACAGACUUGGAUGGGCAGUCCUUCUAUUUUUGUCUAUGAUUGCUCCAAUGCCGGCCUUAUUGUCAAGUCCUUCAAGCAGUUUGCCCUUCAGAGGGAGCAGGAGCUGGAGGUGGCUGCAAUUAACCCAAAUCAUCCCCUUGCUCAGAUGCCCUUGCCCCCUUCGAUGAAAAACUGCAUUCAGCUGGCAGCCUGUGAAGCCAGUGAGUUGCUACCAAUGAUCCCUGACCUGCCUGCUGACCUGUUCACAUCCUGCCUUACUACACCAAUCAAGAUUGCACUGAGAUGGUUUUGCAUGCAGAAGAGUGUGAGACUGGUACCAGGAGUCACAUUGGAUUUAAUAGAGAAAAUUCCUGGAAGGCUAAAUGACAGGAGAACACCUCUGGGAGAACUGAAUUGGAUCUUUACAGCCAUCACAGACACAAUUGCGUGGAACGUCUUACCAAGAGAUCUUUUCCAGAAACUCUUCAGGCAGGACCUACUUGUGGCAAGCCUCUUUCGUAAUUUCUUAUUGGCAGAAAGGAUCAUGCGGUCUUACAACUGCACACCAGUUAGCAGCCCUCGUCUACCUCCGACUUACAUGCAUGCCAUGUGGCAAGCUUGGGACCUCGCUGUGGAUAUUUGUCUAUCUCAGUUGCCUACCAUUAUAGAGGAAGGAACUGCUUUCAGGCACAGCCCAUUCUUUGCCGAACAGUUAACGGCAUUCCAAGUGUGGCUGACGAUGGGAGUAGAAAAUCGCAACCCACCUGAACAGCUUCCCAUUGUAUUGCAGGUGCUCUUGAGCCAGGUGCAUCGACUACGAGCUCUUGAUUUGCUGGGCCGGUUUUUGGAUCUGGGUCCCUGGGCUGUUAGCUUGGCUUUGUCUGUUGGCAUUUUCCCCUAUGUAUUAAAGCUCCUCCAGAGUUCUGCUCGAGAACUGAGACCUCUUCUUGUGUUCAUCUGGGCCAAAAUCCUUGCAGUGGACAGUUCAUGCCAAGCCGACCUUGUGAAGGACAACGGUCACAAAUAUUUCCUUUCUGUUUUGGCAGAUCCCUACAUGCCGGCUGAACAUAGGACAAUGACAGCUUUCAUCUUGGCCGUGAUUGUGAACAACUACAAUACAGGACAGGAAGCCUGUCUUCAAGGGAACUUGAUUGCCAUUUGCCUGGAGCAGUUGAAUGAUCCACAUCCUCUUUUGCGCCAGUGGGUGGCGAUUUGCUUGGGACGUAUCUGGCAGAAUUUUGACUCUGCAAGGUGGUGUGGUGUGAGAGAUAGUGCCCAUGAAAAACUCUACAGUCUUCUGUCUGAUCCAAUCCCAGAGGUUCGCUGCGCUGCAGUCUUUGCCCUUGGCACCUUUGUCGGCAAUUCAGCUGAGCGGACUGACCAUUCUACCACCAUCGAUCACAAUGUUGCAAUGAUGCUGGCCCAGCUCAUCAACGAUGGAAGCCCCAUGGUCCGAAAGGAGCUGGUGGUGGCGUUAAGUCACCUCGUGGUCCAGUAUGAAAGCAAUUUCUGCACUGUUGCCUUGCAAUUUAUGGAAGAAGAAAAGAACUAUGCACCACCUUCUCCUGCUGCUCCAGAAGGUGGAAGUCUGACUCCAGUGCGGGACAGUCCAUGUACACCAAGACUUCGUUCUGUCAGCUCCUAUGGGAAUAUCCGAGCAGUCACCACAGCAAGGAACUUGAAUAAGUCUCUGCAGAACCUCAGUUUGAAUGAAGAAUCGGGGAGCUCCGUUGCCUUUUCUCCUGGGAACCUGAGCACCAGCAGCAGUGCCAGCAGCACUUUGGGCAGCCCUGAGAAUGAAGAGUAUAUCCUGUCUUUUGAGACCAUUGACAAAAUGAGAAGAGUCAGCUCCUACUCCUCACUGAAUUCACUAAUAGGAGUUUCUUUCAACAGUGUUUACACACAGAUUUGGAGAGUUCUCUUACACUUGGCUGCUGAUCCCUAUCCAGAUGUUUCAGACUUGGCCAUGAAAGUACUCAACAGCAUUGCUUACAAGAUUAUGCAAGUGAAAGUAAGACUGGAUUGCAGAUUGAAGCCACAACGGCUGCCCAGUGCAGGUGAUCUAGUACAUGCAACUAUCAAUGCCCGCCCGCAGCGCAUCCUUGACACCUCCUCCCUCACUCAGUCAGCCCCAGCCAGCCCUACCAACAAGGGUAUGCACAUACACCAAGUGGGAGGAUCACCACCAACCACCAGCACCAGUAGCUCCAGUUUGACAAAUGAUGUGACAAAGCAGCCUGUCAAUCGGGACAUCUCAUCUGUAAGACCUGCAAAUGUGGGCAGCAUGGGGGUGCAGUACACUCCCCACUCCCACCAGUUUCCCAGGACAAGGAAAAUGUUUGACAAAGGCCCGGAUCAGACAGCAGAUGAUGCCGACGACACUGUGGGACACAAGAACUUCAUGUCAGCCACAAUGCAGACAGGGUUUUGUGACUGGAGUGCCAAGUAUUUUGCCCAGCCAGUUAUGAAGAUUCCAGAAGAACAUGACUUGGAGAGCCAGGUCCGCAAAGAGAGGGAGUGGCGGUUUUUGCGCAAUGCUCGAGUACGAAAGCAAGCACAGAAAAUCAUCCAAAAAGGCAUUUCAAGACUUGAUGAUCAAAUCUUUCUGAACAGGAACCCUGGCAUGCCCUCAGUAGUCAAGUUUCACCCGUUCACCCCGUGUAUAGCAGUAGCUGACAAAGACAGCAUCUGUUUUUGGGACUGGGAAAAGGGGGAGAAACUGGAUUAUUUUCACAAUGGAAACCCACGGUAUACCAGGAUCACUGCCAUGGAAUAUUUGAAUGGACAAGACUGUUCUCUACUGUUGACUGCUACAGAUGACGGUGCUAUAAGGGUGUGGAAAAACUUUGCUGACCUGGAGAAGAAUCCCGAGAUGGUAACUGCCUGGCAGGGCUUAUCAGACAUGCUGCCAACAACACGCGGUCUGGCCCGAAGGGUUUCAAUCUAUCUUGACAGAAGUAAACAGGGAGGCGCAGGGAUGGUGGUGGACUGGGAACAAGAGACUGGGCUUCUCAUGACUUCUGGAGAUGUGCGGAUUAUCCGAAUCUGGGAUACAGACCGAGAAAUGAAAGUGCAGGAUAUCCCAACAGGAGCCGAUAGCUGCGUCACAAGCCUGUCCUGUGAUUCUCAUCGCUCCCUCAUUGUAGCAGGUCUAGGCGAUGGCUCUGUCCGUGUUUAUGACAGGCGGAUGGCUCUGAGUGAAUGCCGUGUGAUGACCUAUCGAGAGCACACAGCCUGGGUAGUGAAAGCAUAUUUGCAGAAACAUCCUGAAGGCAACAUCAUGAGUGUCAGCGUCAAUGGAGAUGUCCGUUUCUUCGACCCCAGAAUGCCAGAAUCAGUGAAGGUCCUUCAGAUUGUCAAAGGACUGACAGCUCUCGAUAUUCACCCACAAGCUAACCUGUUUGCAUGUGGCUCUAUGAAUCAAUUUACCGCAAUCUACAAUGGGAAUGGUGAACUGAUCAACAAUAUCAAAUACUACGAUGGAUUUAUGGGGCAGAGAGUGGGGGCCAUCAGCUGCUUAGCUUUUCAUCCACACUGGCCCCACCUGGCAGUUGGCAGCAAUGACUACUACAUCUCAGUGUACUCUGUGGAGAAGCGGAUCAGAUAACAGUGUGUGGCUGCUGUGUCAGAGCAGGACAUCCUCUGGCAGGCGGGACCAUGGUCUCACUCAUGAUGUACAUAGUGAAACUAUCGACUUGAAUGUUUAGUGUUGGCUGCUGCUGCUGUGCGACCCCUUUAACUUGAACACUUUUUUUCCUCCUGAUUUUAGCUACUGAUGAUUUUUUGAGUCUGAGGGGAGGGAGAGAAGCUAUCACUUGUCUUUCAUCACAGCCAGAAACUCCAGGAGCUACAGAAAAGGAGCAAUUUGUACUUUGAGUGGGAUCAACCUUCUUCCACACGGCUGCUUCUCUGGUUCUUUGAAAACAUGGCUCCUAUGAACUCAUUGAGAUGGUUUCUGCCUGGAAGACGGGUGGGUUUCCUUUAAGACAAGAAUGAAUUCAGAACGUACCUACCGUUCCACAUAGUUUACCUAGAACCUCUGUGGCUGCUACCUAUCUCGUGCCAAGUGCUAGCCCUGGCAUUUAUAUGCCAGUGGGCUUCCUGGUCUUGGAUAGUCUGUGUAUCUUUCUACUCUAUGUGCCACUAGCCACCUUUUCUAGCAUUCACAGUCCCACUGGAAAUAGACAAAGGGAAUUAGUGGGAAUCCUAAGGAAGAGAAAAUCUCGAUG